AUGGCCUCCACUCCAUCACCCUCCUCGACUCGUCUUGACCCCAAAAUCCGAUACUAUGUGCAUCGAAAGCAUGGAAACACCAUCGUGCCGCUUAUACCUGCUGACCAAUUACCCUUCCACUUGAAAGACUUUCCCAAGAACCUGAACCACCGAGAGCUGUCCCAAGGCGGGUGGAAGUACUUGGAGGAGACAUCUGAGAUACCGUUUCCGCUUGCGCUGCUGAGCCCGGACGUACAGGUUUUAUUUGAGGACAAGCCAGUGCAGAACGUGGAUAGUGUAGUGAUGCCCGUGAAGGAAGCUCCCAUGGAAAAGGCGUCCCCGAAGCAAGUGGCCGCCACAGAAACACCAGCAAAGUAUGUGUCUAUUGAUGAAGGACCUGCACAGGAGGCGCCAACGAAGCAACCCACCAAGGAAGCCGCCCCCAACGCGCAGAAGGCCACAUCAACGAUUAUCUCCGGUCGUCCAACCCAUGGCAAAACCAACUCCCUCACCGACAGCAUGGCAGCCAUCUACACUAAUGAUGCUCAUCGGCUUGGCUACACUAAAAGCUCGUCCACCCUCAAGCGCACCGUAGCCGCGAAAGAUAAAGAAAACUGCCGCCACUGGGUGAAGAAUGGCGCAUGUAAGUGGACUAAUAAUGAGGAAGGAUGCCGGUACAAACAAGAAAUACCAUCGCUGGAGAAGCUGAAGGAGAUGGGUAUCAGUGAAUUGCCUGGGUGGUUUCGGGAGAAAGAUCAACACUCGAAUGAUUCCAUCCCGAACAAGGCCGGCGAGCAUACGGUUCCUGCGACUUGUGGCACAUACACAACGAAUACAGCCGACGAGCCUAUGCUUAUGGACAUGGAUACAAACAUGAGUGACAUGGCUUCAGUCCAAGAUAAUGUUCGCAUCCCUCCCAUGGCACAAGACAUAGCACAAGACAUGCCAGGCGACUUGCAGGCCCCAUGUACUGUUGCAAAGCCUUCGAUGACAUCCAACAGCCCAAACAAAUCUCCGGUAGGCCCUCCUGUAUCUGCUUCAAUGCCUAUCCAAUCCGCAGAUUCAUCAAGCGGCAAUCUUCUCGCUGCUUCCGGUACUACAGCUCCAACACCAAAGCUUGCUCCAACAUUGGUCGGGAAUAUUGUCAAUCACCACGAUAUCUCCGCCUUAGCGCCAGCACGAAAUCCAGGCCCAGAUCCUAAAUCAACAUCCACAAAGCCCGCUUCUUCUUCUUCUCCUGUUGCUUCGCCCCGAACGAACGCACCCGAGUCUACGAAGACGCGACUGAGGCCAUCUAGUACAUCCGCCCGUCCCAAUCCUGCGCACAGGCAAAGUCUUCAAAGUGCUCAGACGAAGAAAAUAAAGGCCAAUCAUGCGACCAAACGACCAACUUCGCGCGUGGCUAACGAAGACGAUGACGGUGCCGCGACCCUGGCCAGAAAAUCCACGAAGCACAGAAGCUCUCCGAAUAAGGGAUGCAAGGUGCGUGUGAGACAGCCUGAUUUGAUGCCGCGCAAGAAGACGGGUCUCGUGGUCAUUGAGGAAGGAGAGUUCGGAAAGACAUCGUCUGGUUUUGGAAGCUAUGUUAGCGCUGCUGUUGAGGAGGUUCCACAUAUACCAUGUCGUUCUGUAUGA
This is a messenger RNA of Didymosphaeria variabile, 1614 nucleotides long. RefSeq lists its product as uncharacterized. The coding region runs from base 1 to 1614 and encodes 537 amino acids. The transcript has a single exon. Lineage: Eukaryota; Fungi; Ascomycota; Dothideomycetes; Pleosporales; Didymosphaeriaceae. The record is from RefSeq and is a predicted model, not a curated record.